GCGUACAAGCCCCGUCAGGCGUACAAGCCCCGUCCACUUGCUUCCCACGUGCAUUCUCCUCUCCCGGUCCCCGCUGACAGCUUGUGUUCAUCGUCCCACUGGUCGAGUUUUCCCAUUUUGGACGGAGGGGCUUGUCGAAUCUCUCCCGUGCUCAGCCACCACUGCCCCCCCUGACGUCACCUUUCCGGCCUCCCCAUCGCUUUCACGCGCAGGUAGAGAAGGGCACGGACUCCGCCCCCUCCACCUAUUGGCUGCUGCGACGAAUUCACGCGCGCCUCUAAACGGGCAGGCCUCCGCGGGCUCCUUUUGGGGUGUCGAAGAGCGCGCGCGCAGGCGCAGAGCGUAAAAAUGCUGUAGAACCCUCGUCGGAGCCACCAACGCCUGGGGCGUCAAGUGGGUGGGCCACCAUGCUAAUAAGUCGCUCACCCUUCACCGCACGUGCCGAAUCUGCGUUAAGGGGACCGUCUCGGGUAGUUUCUGACGGUCACGGUAUUAAACUGGAUCGACCGGACCCGCCUUUGGGAAGAUUUAGCCAAUCACAGGGCGUAGAAUGAGUGGGUGGCCAAGCUGGGCUUAUGAAUAGUAAUUAGUUUGGGGCCCUGGAAGGAGCCACGAUCUGAAGGGAGGCGCAUGCGCAAUUGAUAGUAUCGAGUGGCGGUGACUUUUCUCUCUCUUUUUUUUUUGGUGGGAGCCCUUUAGGUGGCCUCGCCUGUCGCCUCGGCUUACCCUCCUCUCGCCUCAGGGGGAGUCUCGGUGUCUGCUGGGCCCCCACCGGCCGGGUACAGCAUGUCCAGCCGCGCCGCGCACCCCCAGGAGGCAGCGGCCGGGACUGCGGGAGCUGCUCCGCGCGAGCGGGGCCUGGCGGGCGCUUUCCCGUUGGUGCUGAAGAAGCUGAUGGAGAAUCCGCCGAGGGACGCGCGCCUCGAUAAAGAGAAAAAGGAAAAAUUUGAGGAAGAUGAAGCAGCAGCUGCUAGUACAAUGGCCGUCUCAGCCUCCCUCAUGCCUCCGAUCUGGGACAAAACCAUUCCUUAUGAUGGGGAGUCUUUCCAUCUGGAGUAUAUGGAUUUGGAUGAAUUCCUUUUAGAGAAUGGGAUCCCUUCCAGUCCUAAUCACUUGGACCUGAAUCAAAACCCACUCCUGCCUGUGGCUGAACUGGAAGGAAAAGAACCUGCCAGUGCUUCUACUGCAUCCCCAGCAUCCCCAUCUUCCACAGUGGUUUUCCACCCAUCAGAAACUACCGCAAGUGAAGAAUCCUCGCCUGAUAGUGAGAGACUGACUCCCAGCCCCAUUGAUCCAGACUGUGUUGAGGUUGAUGUGAAUUUCAACCCUGAUCCAGCUGAUUUAGUACUCUCUAGUGUACCUGGAGGAGAGCUCUUCAACCCUAGAAAGCACAAAUUUGCUGAAGAGGACCUGAAACCACAGCCCAUGAUUAAAAAAGCCAAAAAGGUCUUUGUCCCAGAAGAACAAAAGGAUGAAAAAUAUUGGUCAAGGCGGAAGAAGAAUAAUGUGGCAGCCAAGCGAUCCCGUGAUGCUCGGCGGCUGAAAGAGAACCAGAUCACAAUCCGAGCUGCCUUUCUGGAGAAAGAGAAUACAGCGCUGAGGACAGAGGUGGCAGAGUUGCGGAAGGAAAUGGGGAAAUGCAAGAACAUUGUCUCUAAAUAUGAGAGCAAAUAUGGAUCCUUUGACUUAUCCGAUUCCGAGUGAUGCAACUUUAAAGACUUUUAAAAUCACAAAGCAACUAAAACUACACAUGAAACCACCUGUCGUCAGAGUGAACAGUGACAGAUGUGAGGUAUUCUACACAAACAACUGAUGAUGACCCUGCUUCCCUGCAAGUACCUCAUCUGAACUACCUAAGGGCUGAGCAUGAUGAAAAGGCUAAGGUCUCUAAUCCUACACGUCUUUUUGUACUGUUUUUCCUUGUAACCACAGCCUGCAGUACAGUCAAACUCUUUUCAUUUACACUUGGUGCUCAUGUCCUUGAGUUCAGUUUGAUAACAAAUGAGUGGUGUUUGGGGAGGUGAUGGGAAAAAAUGGCAAGUCUUAAUUGAAAAAAGGCUUAAACUAUAAUUCUUCAAGAAUUUUAUGUGUUCUCAUCUCUAUAAUGAAUAUUAAUAUUGCAGCUAGAUCCUGCUAAGCUGUUAUAUCCUGUUCUCUUGGAGCAGAAACAGCAUAUGUAGAAAACAGACUAAGAAGAAAUAUGUUUUAGUAUGAUAAAGUAGAGCCCAUAUAGUGAUUGAAAUUGAAAUAAUGGGAAAUAACAAGCACCCCAAGAUAUUUUGUAUCUUAACAUUAAUGAGUAAAAUGCAUCUUAGUUUCUCAGAUAAUAAAAACUGACAUGUUUUCUGAAGCUAGUAUUCUGUCAUGCUCACUACCCUCUGACGAUACUGUACUAAGAAAAUUGUGAUAGUAAGAUGUGUUUUCACAAUUUACUCUUCACCAUAACCUAAAGAAUUUUUUCGUUCCUUUUUUCAUACAUUGCAAAAGAAAAAAAAAACCCUCCAUCGUUCAGUUCUACCCCUUCUGCUGUCACUUACCUUUUGGAGGAGGGGAGACAAGAGUUAUCUACUCUUUUGGUGGACCUCCUGAUGACCACCUAGG
Molecule: messenger RNA, 2601 nt
Organism: Gekko japonicus
Lineage: Eukaryota; Metazoa; Chordata; Lepidosauria; Squamata; Gekkonidae
Gene: TEF
Product: thyrotrophic embryonic factor
Exons: 5
Coding region: 787-1704 (305 amino acids)
Biological process (GO): regulation of transcription by RNA polymerase II
Cellular component (GO): nucleus
Molecular function (GO): RNA polymerase II cis-regulatory region sequence-specific DNA binding; DNA-binding transcription factor activity, RNA polymerase II-specific
Source: RefSeq, a predicted model, not a curated record